This is a messenger RNA of Poecilia latipinna (sailfin molly), 3593 nucleotides long. RefSeq names its product mastermind-like protein 1. Gene Ontology annotation, biological process: positive regulation of transcription of Notch receptor target; Notch signaling pathway. The transcript is spliced from 5 exons. Gene Ontology annotation, molecular function: transcription coactivator activity. Gene Ontology annotation, cellular component: nucleoplasm; nuclear speck. NCBI's taxonomy places the organism in Eukaryota, Metazoa, Chordata, Actinopteri, Cyprinodontiformes, Poeciliidae. The record is from RefSeq and is a predicted model, not a curated record. Bases 542 to 2191 code for a protein of 549 amino acids.
CUUCGGCUGUCAGUCAACAGUGAGGCGGGAGCAGGAACAUUCCUCACUGAUGGAAGAAAAGAGAAAGUUUCCAAGAUGGCCGGACAGAGCUGCCUGUUCGCAGGGAAACAAUAGAAGCAGGGAGGAGGGACGCGGUUAGCCUGUGCUGUGGCUCGCUCUGAAUCUCUCAUUCCCCGACUCGGGCUCGGUCAUAGAGAAGGAGGAAUAUCCGCUGCGGUGAUUCGAAGCCACUUAAAGUAUGAGGAUUUAUUUAAAUGAUUCAGGCCCGUCGACCCAUAACACAGCGGCUAACGGCUACAGGGAGGCGGAGGAUCAGCUGCUGUUCGCCGGACAGAUGCUUUAGGGAGAGCGGACUGCUACAUUUUCACAUGAGUGCCGCUGCGACUGAAGGCCGUUAGAGACAAAGGUCGCCUCCAUGGAGCCAGCACAGGAGUCUUUGUAAAGGGCCAGGGGGGUGUAUAGACGCCCAGAGUGACAGAGAGCCAUAAUCUGCAUUUUAUGGACGAAACCUGAGGCGGGAGUUCACUGCAGGUCUUUAUUGAUGAUGGCGGAUUUUGUUACACCGCGACACAGCGCGGUGAUGGAGCGGCUCCGCCGGAGGAUCGAACUCUUCCGGCAGCAUCACAACAACUGCGAAACCCGCUACGACGGCGCCACGCCGGAGCGGCUGGAGCUGGACCGGCAGCACACCAUCAGCCUGCACCAGCGGCUGCUGCAGAACAAGGCCAAGCGGGCCAGCAAGCACCGGCAGCCGCAGCCCAGCGCGGAGCAGGACGCCCAGCGGGCGCCGGGUGUCGGCGCGGAGGGCGGCGGGACGGCGGCGGAGCAGAGCCGGAACACAACCCGGCAGGUGGUGAGUCCGAUUCACACGCUGCAUGGGCACUACGGGGGAAGUAUUACUGGCUGGUUCUGGUUCUGGUUCUGCUGCAGCGGACCUGAAUCCGUCUCCUUUCUGUCGCAGGAUCAGAACUUCUCGGCUCCUCCUCACGUUUCGGGUCCGGCCAACUCCAUGACCUCCGGCCCCGGGAACAACGCCAUGGCGGCAGCGGGGCAGGCGCCCAACGCCAUGGCGGGUAACCAUGGCAACGCGGCCUUCCUGAGAGACCCGAUGGCGGCGCUGAAGCAGCAGCAGAUGCUGGAGCAGCAGAAGAAGCAGCAGCAGCAGUUCAUGCAGAGGCAGCUGCUGGCCGAACAGGAGAAGCAGCGCCAGGACCAGCAGCUGCAGCGACACCUGACCCGACCGCCGCCGCAGUACCAGGACCAGCCGGGUCCGGCUGCCGGCCAGAACCCGUUCCCCCAGCAGAACGUCGGACCGUUCACAGGUUCCUCUCAGCCAAUCAGCAACAUGGGCUCCAUGGGAAGCCCCGCCCCCAGCGCCCGCAUGUUCCCCCAGAACCAGGGCAUGAUGGGAAUGAGCAUGGCGCAGGGGGCGGGGCCCAGCGGCAGCGUGGCCACGCCCCCUGCGGCCAGUCAGGCCGACAUCAGCCUGCCGUCUUGUGGAGGGGGCGGGGCCAGCGUGGACUCGCUGUACGGCGGCAUGACCCUUCACCCCGGCCAGCAGUGCCAGCCGCUGGGCCCCAUGGGCGCCCCCUACAGGCAGCUGCCGCAGCAGCAGCAGCUGCUCAAGCCGCCCGGCGCCGCCAUGCUGAAGCAGCAGCAGCUGACCGCCACGCGCAUGCAGGCGGGCGGGAUGGGCGGAGCCAUGGCGGGCACCGCCUGGCAGCAGCAGCCGGCCGGCGCCGCCACGCUGCACGCAAACGCCUUCGCCGCCAACGCCUUCCACAUGCAGCACCCACGCAUCCCCAAGAUGGCCGCUGGCUCCACCUCCUUCGGUGGGCGCGCCGUGCCGGGCCUCAACCAGCAGAUGAUGCAGACUAACAUGGCCGCCCAGCAGAGGGUGCCGCCGGCCACUCAGACUCAGCAGCAGCCAGCCAAUCAGAGCGCUCCGGUGCUGCCGGACCUGGCGGCGUACGGACCGCCGCAGGCCGGCGGGCGCCAGGCGCUGCCGUGUAACCAAGGUUACCAGGUGAGCCGCGGCGGCGGGCAGCAGCAGCAGCAGCUGUCGUUCGGCUACAACGCGGCGGCGGGAAGCUUCGCCGCCGAGAGCGAGCUGGUCGACUCGCUGCUGAAGGGCCAGAGCACGCAGGAGUGGAUGGCCGACCUGGACGAGCUGCUGGCCGGACACACAUAGGCCUGGUCCUGACCCGGUUCUGGUUCUGUUUCUGGUUCUGACAGGAAGUGCGCGGCUGUUUGCUUACAGGCUGACAGUCGGUUGGUCCUGACCUCUGAACUGAAACCAGCAGUGGAGCGAUUCUCCUGGUAGGACCGGACCAGACCAGAACCGUCUCAUCAUCAUGCGACUCCAGCUCUUGACUGGACAAACAGGAAAACAGCAUUAAAGGUUUAGAUUACAUCACUUCCUGUUCUCAAAGCCACGCCCCUUCUGGCUUACGUUUCAGUUUGGAAAAACCAUCAUGGAGGUCAGAGGUGUUCUGAUGUCACAGCAGACGAACCAAUCAGAGACCAGAACCAGCCAGACUGUGGUUCUGCUCUCUGAUUGGUUCGUUCUGGUAACCAGUCAGAGAGCAGGUCUAAUGUUUUGUUGGUUCUGACUGGAGAGCAGAACUCGUUCAUUUUCCUUCCCAUUGAUCAGUUAUUGGGUCUGAAUCAGUUUCAUGACAUAUUUAUUGAUCCCUGCUGAUGACAUCAUCGACUCGUCAGAACCAUCCAGAACCCGACCCGGGUCUUUCACCAGGCGCCCCAGAAGUUUGAUCCACUUCCUGUCCAAUCCCAGCUCUGGUUCCCAGGUGUGUUGAUGACAUCAUCACUGCGCUACGGCCAGAGAUCAGGAACUGUUCCCAGGAUGACUUCCUGUUCCUGGAUGUUGGCGCUUCCUGGUUCUGCCAGGCGUGUAAAUCUGACGGAGUACUACUGAACCACUGGACUGCCCCCCACCCCCGGCCCGCUGUGGCGGCCAUCUUGUUCCUCCUCUCUGCCUCCAAGCUGAAGCUUCAUUUUCAUACUGUAGGGAAAUUUAUGGAAACAACAACAGUUGGUUCUGUUUAUGCAAAGCUGCUCCUUCCUGGAUGUUUCCGUGGCGAUCACUCUGCAUUAAUGAAGCUCUGCAGGAAAUGCAGCCUGAACCCCGAGUCCGGUCUGCCAGGCCGCAGAUUAUGAUCUGACCUUCAGCGUCUAAUCCAGCAGAAAAACCCAGUAAAUGUGUUAAUCUGCUGCAGGUUCAGGUCAGGAAGUGAAGCGGUUCUGAUCCAGAUCAGGAUGGCCAGCAUCACCUCGGGAUGUUUCCAGUUCUGGUCGGUUCUGACCUCUGACACCGACAGCGUGGGAUUAUCUACUGUACUGUUUCCAUGUGUGCGGUUGGGUUUGGCUCGGUUCUGCCGCCUCUGGGCCCAAACGGCUCUCUGUAAAUGUCUAUAAAUAUAUUUUUGUUAUGUAAACCUUUCCUAAUGAUCUGGAGAAGAUAGAAGUUAUUUUUAUAUAUUGCAGCUGAAUUUUGUAAGUAUUUUAUACUUUUGAUAUGGUUCUCUGUAAAACAAGAGUAUUAUGUAAAUAUAGUUCUCUAGAAACAAAUCUGC